CAUAAGAUAUUUUGCACAAACCAAAAUAAGGACAACCAGGAGGUGCCUCCCAGUGAUGAAGCUGUGGUCACAUUACUCUGUGAAUGGGCUGUUAGCAGCAAGCGUUCUGGAAAACAUCGGGCCAUGGUGGUGGCCAAACUGCUGGAGAAAAGACAGUUGGAAAUUGAGGCAGAGAGAUGUAGUGAGUCGGAGAUUCUGGAUGAGAAGGAAUCCAUCUCCUCAGCUUCUCUUCCAGGAUCCAGCCUACCUGUUUUUCAGAAUGUUCUGCUUCGAUUUUUAGAUUCUCAAGCUCCAUCACUCAGUGAUCCAAACAACGAACAUGAAAAAGUGGAGUUUGUUAACUUGGUGUUAUUAUUUUGUGAGUUCAUCCGACAUGAUAUAUUUUCCCAUGAUGCUUAUAUG
Staurois parvus is the source of this 402-nucleotide messenger RNA. The record is from the annotation of a GenBank genome assembly. NCBI's taxonomy places the organism in Eukaryota, Metazoa, Chordata, Amphibia, Anura, Ranidae.